Molecule: messenger RNA, 1331 nt
Organism: Cicer arietinum (chickpea)
Lineage: Eukaryota; Viridiplantae; Streptophyta; Magnoliopsida; Fabales; Fabaceae
Product: diacylglycerol O-acyltransferase 2D-like
Biological process (GO): triglyceride biosynthetic process
Cellular component (GO): endoplasmic reticulum membrane
Molecular function (GO): diacylglycerol O-acyltransferase activity
Source: RefSeq, a predicted model, not a curated record
AUAAGGAGUAGAGGAAGAAAAGAUUGAAGGUGAAACGAUAUGGACUCAAUUUCCUAUAAAGCAAAACCAAUUACUACUACACACUGAGCGAACAAAACAAAGACAUGGAAAAAGUGUUGGGAAGAGAAAAUGCGGAACACGCCCAAACACGUAACAGUUUGAAGUCUGUUGUAGCAUUGGCACUCUGUUUCGGAGCAAUUCAUUUUAAUCUUGCUUUCAUACUCUUCUCUCUCUUCUUCCUUCCACUCUCAUUAUCACCUUGGGUUAUUGCCUUUCUGAUGCUCUUUACGGUGCUUCCUGUGGACAAGAAUAGUCUAUUGGGCCUUAAAUUAUCCAGAUUCAUAUGCAAACAUGUCUGCACUUAUUUCCCUAUCACACUUCACGUAGAGGACGCAGAAGCUUUCCAUCUUAAUCGAUCUUAUGGAAAAAAAGAGUUGAUAUCACCAUUUCCUUAUCAACCAUUUUGGAGUCUCGAUGAGGGCUGUUCCAAGUUUAACUUGUAUAUCAGAAUUAGAAUGUUUUUUUGCUAUGAGCCACAUUCAGUUUUUCCAUUUGGCUCUUUUGCGCUUCAUAACAACACAGGCUUUAUGCGUAUUCCAAAAAUAAGAUUUCUUGUUAGCAGCGCGGCUUUCUACAUACCAUUUUUGAGACAAAUAUGGACAUGGUUGGGGUUUUCAUCAGUCACCAAGCAAAAUGUUAUUUCUUUGUUGGCAUCUGGCUAUAGUUGCAUCAUAGUACCCGGUGGAACACGAGAAACACUUUUUAUGGAGCAUGGUUGUGAGAAUGUAUAUCUUAAAGAAAGAAGAGGAUUUGUCCGACUAGCAAUGGAGAUGGGUCACCCCCUUGUUCCAGUUUUUUGCUUUGGCCAGACAAAUAUUUAUAAGUGGUGGAAAGCUCCUGGUAAGUUAAUUCAGAGUAUAGCAAGGUCUAUGAAGAUUUUUCCAUUGAUAUUUUGGGGAAGAUUUGGAACUCCUGUACCAUUCAAGAAUCCAUUGUACGUGGUAGUGGGUAGACCAAUUCAGCUAGAGAAAACUCCUCAACCAACCAGCGAUCAGGUUGCCAAAGUACAUAGUGAGUUUAUUGAAGCACUUCAAGAUCUUUUUGAACGACACAAGGUUCAAGCUGGAUAUGAAAACCUUGAGUUGAAAAUUGUUUGAAAAAAACAGAAUAAAAUCACAUAUUUGAAUCGGUUAAUGUAUUUAUUUUGUACUCUGUUUUUUUAACAACCCAAUUUUCAAAUAUAAUUAUUUUGACAAAGUUAGUUAUAACUACUCUCAACAUAUGUUGUUGUAACUCAAGGAAUUUCGGGAAUGUAUUUGUGUUUGAUUCAA